CGGGGCCGGGGCGGGGCGGCCGCCGGCGCCGCUCACCCGGCCGAUCCGGGCUCUGGGCUGACGCCGCGGCCCCGCCAAUCCGCUGCGGCCGGGCCGGGCCCGGCACCGCCCCCGGCGGCUCCCACAGGGACGGGCCGGAGCGGCCGCCGCCGCCGCCGCGGGUGCCUGGGCUGAGUCAGCGCCCCCGCCCAAGAUGAACAUCAUGGAUUUCAAUGUGAAGAAGCUGGCGGCUGACGCGGGCACCUUCCUGAGCCGCGCCGUGCAGUUCACAGAGGAAAAGCUUGGUCAGGCUGAGAAGACUGAACUGGAUGCUCACCUGGAGAACCUUCUCAGCAAAGCAGAAUGCACCAAAUUGUGGACAGAAAAAAUAAUGAAGCAAACAGAAGUAUUAUUGCAGCCAAAUCCAAAUGCCAGAAUAGAAGAAUUUGUCUAUGAGAAGCUGGACCGCAAAGCACCGAGUCGCAUGAAUAAUCCAGAGUUACUAGGCCAGUAUAUGAUUGAUGCUGGGAAUGAAUUUGGCCCAGGAACAGCCUAUGGAAAUGCACUCAUUAAAUGUGGAGAAACACAAAAGCGAAUUGGGGCCGCAGACAGAGAACUAAUUCAAACUUCUGCUAUAAACUUUCUCACUCCCCUAAGAAACUUUAUUGAAGGAGAUUACAAAACUAUUUCUAAAGAACGUAAACUGUUACAAAACAAAAGACUGGACUUGGAUGCUGCAAAAACCAGACUGAAGAAGGCAAAAGUUGCAGAAGCUCGAGCUGCACAACUAAACACCUCUCAGCCUGAAGAGAAUAACAUUAUGGUAAAUGUCUCUUACAUGCUCAACUUGCUGCAUGUAAAAUGGCUAAAGAUAUGGGCUGAGGAAGUGACGAAAUCUGAACAGGAAGUGCGAAUCACUCAGAGUGAAUUUGACCGUCAAGCAGAGAUUACCAGGCUGCUGCUGGAAGGAAUCAGCAGCACACAUGCGCAUCAUCUCCGCUGUCUGAAUGACUUUGUGGAAGCUCAGAUGACCUAUUAUGCACAGUGUUACCAAUAUAUGUUGGACCUCCAGAAACAACUUGGAAGCUUUCCAUCUACUUUCCUCUCUAACAACAAUCAGUCUUCCACAACUCCUGUGCAGAGCGUUUCUACUCCCUCAGUCUUGGCCUCAGCCUCUGCUUCAUUGCCUUCAGUAAGCAAUUCAGUUGUUACUUCAGGCCUCAGUGAACUGAAGUCAUCAAGUGGCAGCAGAAAAGCAAGAGUUCUCUAUGAUUAUGAUGCUGCAAACAGCAGUGAAUUAUCUCUACUUGCAGAUGAGGUGAUAACAGUGUACAGUAUCCCUGGCAUGGAUUCAGACUGGCUGAUGGGUGAAAGGGGAAAUCAGAAAGGCAAAGUGCCUAUUACUUAUUUAGAACUGCUAAACUAAAUGGUUGGCCUGACUAGAGACUGUCAAUUAUGGCAACACCAUAUUUAUAUACAAUUAACGUUAUGUAAGCAGGUUUGUGUGUCUUCCAUGUUAUUGUCUUGAGGGACAAAUACCAGCCAUUAAAAACUGGCUUUUCUGCCAGCAUGGUUGCACGGUCAAUACUCUAUUCAAACUUAAUGUGUUUAAAGCUUUUACUUCAUGUGCCAAGAACGUUUCCUACAGAUUUGUUUCUACUGAAGUUUUCACUAAUACAAGCUUCUACUUUUGAGUAAUCUAGAUUGAAAGCAGGAGGUACUGUUUUCUACUGAAAUUUUUCAUUAAUGGCAAAGCUUUUCUUCACAUAAAAUAAACUUAUUGUGAACUGA
Messenger RNA from Hirundo rustica (Barn swallow), 1770 nucleotides. RefSeq names its product SH3 domain containing GRB2 like, endophilin B1 (gene SH3GLB1). Gene Ontology annotation, biological process: membrane organization. Gene Ontology annotation, cellular component: cytoplasm; membrane. Lineage: Eukaryota; Metazoa; Chordata; Aves; Passeriformes; Hirundinidae. The transcript has 11 exons. Bases 194 to 1405 code for a protein of 403 amino acids. The record is from RefSeq and is a predicted model, not a curated record. Gene Ontology annotation, molecular function: protein binding.